AUGGAUCCGGUGACACUGGGCGGACCCUGGAUGAUUGACGGAGUACAAAUACAGACAGAGUCACCCAGGCAGCCACUGCACCACAGGGGCCAGUUCUCCCAGGAGACCCACUACCACAGGAGGUCUGACACACAGACGCUGAGAGACUCAUCCAAUUCACACUCAAGAAGAAGCGACGGGGCGGACAUGUUGGCUCAUCUGGGGCAUUGUCAUGUGGCGUUGUCACAGGUAAGUUCUGUCUGGGUCAGCUCCGGUCCCACCCACUCUCAGCCAGUCGCUGGACGUCAUUCGCACCCAGGGGUUUGUCCUGGUGUUCUCUGGGACUUGUCUGGCACCACAGUAACAGUUCCACUUCCAGUAAUACAGUGAGUGGCUGCUGCUGCUCCUUCUACUGCUGCUGCUUGGAAACAUAGGCUCUAUGCGGGAAGGCCUAGCAUUCCUCCUGUGGCUUUUUUUUUUGAACCAAGGCCAGAAUGAUUUCCAAGACAUUCCGGAUGUGGAGUCUGGCUAAGCCUGUGUAUGCUAAUGAUAACAGGGCUACCACUGGCUACCGUUCUGCUUUAAAUUAAAAAGGCCAGGCACAGGCUCCAUGACAGCUGCACAGGGCUCUUUUUCUGGGGCAUAAGAUUAUGAAGAUUUUCACUGCAAGUCGUCUCCAUUUUCUGUGUGAAAGUUACAGUGCUGCCUACUGAUCCAGACCAGGAAGUGAUUUGAUCAGGGAUUAGUCAUUCUCAAGAGGUUGGCUCUUUCGCUUGUUUGACUGAUUAGAGUGAUUGACAGGUGACCUUGGAGCCAAACAGCUGGGAAUAGAUGUGGCUGUGCACUUUACAUUAUGGCUGCAGACAGAGACAUGUUGAUAUGCUAUAAAGUUUUAGGACUGUGUUCUGUUGUCUUUCAAGUCAUUUUAGAGAGGUCCUAUUUUAUUUUUGUACAAACAUAGUCUAAUAGAAAUAUACUUUUCUGUGAAUGCUUUGCUUUCUAAUAUAAGUGAUCUGUUUAAACAUUUGUAAUAUGAUAUCACUGGCAUUUGCAACUAAUUUCUAUGUGAAUUGAAUCACAUUCGUUUAAACAAUGAAAGCAAACAAGUCUGCACAUGUGGCGAUUUGCUUGGACGCAACGCAAUCUGAUUCAUGCGCCAUUUCAUAGCAAACCGGAGGUCCAUGUAAGGCAAUCGGCUUUUUCUUGUAAUGAAAUUAUAAGGCGGUCUUAUCCCGCAUUACAGGUCGUUUUUUUUUAUUUUCCUUGAAUAAAAUGAGAGCGCAUAUCCCACACUUUUAGUGAUACCAGAAUCAACAAUUGUCCCAUGACUCUGUCCAGCCACAGGGGCAUUUAGCGGGCAUAUCUCGUCCAGAGGGACGCCACAGAAUGACAGAGGGAGAAAUUACUGUGCUCUCCUUGGGGCCAACGACACAGCAAAACUACAGACCUCUCACACGGCUCUACUGUAUGAACGGAGGACAUCAUCUGCGGAUCCUACAAGAUGGGACUGUCGCGGGCAGCAGAGAUGAACAUAAAGAUGGUAAGAAUUGUUUUUGGGAGGUAUUCGAUAUUCUGAACUAUAAUAAACAGUUAGAUAAAUAUAUGAUGAAUGUUUAGUUUAGUUUUGGUAUUGUAGGCUAUAAACAUAAAUAUAGAGAGUCCCACACUUUAUACACUGAACAAAAAUAUAGACGCAACAUGUAAAGUGGUGGUCCCAUGAGCUCAAAUAAAACAACCCCAAAAUGUUCCAUAUGCACAAAAAGCGUAUUUCUCUCAAAUUUGUUUACAUCCCUGUUAGUGAGCAUUUUAUCCUUUGUCAAGAUAAUCCAUCCACCUGAAAGGUGUGGCAUAUUAAGAAGAUGAUUAAACAGCAUGAUCAUUACACAGGUGCACCUUGUGCUGGGUACAAUAAAAGGCCACUCUAAAAUGUGCAGUUUUGUCACACAACACAAUGCCUCAAGUGUCUCACGUUUUGAGGGAGCUUGCAAUUGGCAUGCUGACUGUAGUAAUGUCAACCAUAGCUGUUGACAGAUAAUUUAAUGUGAAUUUCUCUACCAUAAACCGCCUCCAACGUCGUUUUAGAGAAUUUGGCAGUACGUCCAACCAUCCUCACAACUGCAUUUCAAAUGACUGAUUUCCUUAUAUGAACUGUAAUUCAGCAAUAGCGUUGAAAUUGUUGCAUGUUGGUUUUAUAUUUUUAAGCUCCCAGUAAUUUAUUGGUGAACCACCAACAUUUCAGCAUCACUGUGCCUUCUUCAGGCUUUAGUUUUGGUAUUGACAUGUAGACAGCAUAGGCUUACUACCACCUUAUGUUUACAGUUAUUUAGAAUAUCCUAUAGGCAUAUAGGCUACUGAACUCAGAAAUAAUAAAUAGUUGAAUACGUUUAUUUAUACCAUUAAGGAACAAAUCACUUUUGUGAAGUAUUUAGAGGGAGCAGCCUCAUUCUCAGACCUUUCUAAUAAUGAUCUCAUGAUAGGCUUUAGGGACAACCUGAUGGCAACUACCAAUACAGUCACCCCUUAGUUUUGACACCGGCCCGUGUAUUUGUGCUCUAGACAUCCUGAAGGUAAAAGCAGUGAGUGUUGGUGUGGUGGCCAUCAAGGGCCAUGAGACAGGCCGUUACCUGGCCAUGGACAAAGAUGGUCUUCUCUAUGGAUCGGUGAGUCUCUCCUAGCAACAUUGUGGAAAUUACUUUAUCAAACUCUGUAUAAAAUAAAACAGUUCCUAAUCAAAAACCCAGAUGGAAAACUACUGUGUAGCUUUCCCUCCCUGAGCUAGACCAUUUGAGCAUGUAGCCUAACGAACCUAAGAAUUAUUAUGAGUAAUCCAUUACCCUGGGGGUAAUCACGAUCAUCAAGCAAUGACAAACAGAUGUGUCAAGAUGGGUUGCUUUGGGUUUCCUAUCUUGAAGUCAAAGUCUUCAUUCAUUGCUAUGAUUAGAGGCUAGAUUUCCGGACACAGAUAAUCUCCAUUGAGCAUACUUUUUAGUCCAGGACUAGGUUUAAUCUCUGUCCAGGAAACCACCCCUACAUGUUCUUAAUCUAACUUUGUCUAUUCCAGAAAACCUUGAAGGAUGACUGUUACUUCCUGGAGAAGAUAGAGGAGAACCAUUACAACACGUACAGGUCUCAGAAGUACCAAGACAAAGACUGGUUCCUGGGGCUCAAGAGGAACGGGCAGCCUAAGGCUGGCCCAAGGACACACACAGGCCAGAAGGCCAUCUAUUUUCUGCCUCGGCCUGUUGACAUCACCACCAUGUAA
Messenger RNA from Coregonus sp. 'balchen', 3241 nucleotides. The record is from the annotation of a GenBank genome assembly. NCBI's taxonomy places the organism in Eukaryota, Metazoa, Chordata, Actinopteri, Salmoniformes, Salmonidae.